CAGAGUAUGCUGGGGAUGUGGGGGUGUUCUUGCAGCCUGUGGUCCUCACUGCCAGACAGGUGCGGCCUGAAUGUGGCAGAUGAGGCUUUCUGAAAGCUGAUGCCUGGAUCCCAGCACUGGCUGAGCAUCAGGAUCGCCUUCUUUCACCCACCAGCUGGGGAUCCCGGGGGCAGGUACUGGGAAUCUGUGCAGCUCCCAAGGUGAUUCUGAUGCAUCCCCUCCCUGCUGUUGGGGACUCAGUGUCCCUGGAGCCACUUGGUAGGUAACACAUUUGUGAAAUGUGGAAGCAUUAUGGAGAUACUGCUAAGGAAGCUCAGGAGACCCCUGUCAGUCCCCUACUGUGUGAUUUGGGUCAGUCACUGUCCUCUGGGCCUCACUUUUUCCAGCUUCCCAGCAGGGGUGGUCCAGACCACGCCCAGCUUCAUAAUUCCUGGUACCAAGCUGCUGGUGUUCUGGACCAGGGCUGAAGGACUUGAGUUGGAAAGUACGGGCUCUGGCCCUUCCAGUCCAUCCUGUGGUGGUGCUCAGCAGUACUCAGAGCACCCUUUCUGGGGAGCUGGGAGGCUACAGUGGAACUGGACCCUUCAUCUCUAGUAACGACAACAGGUAGAGAUGCGCAGGUGUUGCCUCUUCCUCAUCCCGCCCCUUCCUGUUGUCCCCAGGAAGGGACUGUCAGUGGCCUUAGGAGCACUGGGUAUCUGAGUGUCCCAGGCUGACAUUUGAGCCCCAGCCUUACCACUUGGUAUUUUUGUAAGGGGCCUCAGGUUAGUUACUCAUCUGCAAAAUUAGAAUGAGCAGAGUAGCGGUCUGUCUGGGUGUGGAGGGCUCCAAGUGCCUCCCGCAGUGUACUCACAAAGUGGUGCCAGUGUUCUGAUUGCUAACACUUGUAGAACAUGUGGGUGUUCUGUGCAAGCAGGGCACAGGAGCAGAGUGAGUUUUUCUCCUUGUCCUCAGAGGCAUCCCUCCUCCGUCAGAGGGAGCUGUUGGGAUUGUGGUAGGUGCCCUGUUCUCGUGUCUCCACAGCAGGGGUGUGACCCCACAAAGGUACCCCAGGGUGGACAUCCCUGGGGCCAGUCCCUGAUGGUCCUGCUAUAAGGACCCUCAGGGCCUUGGCAAAGGCACUACAGUAGCCGAUUCCUGGGGCAUCUGAGCUGAAAGGGCCUAGCUUCCAGCCUUGCACUGGAAGGACAGCACCAUGCCCUGACCCUCCCCUGGGCCUCGAGGAUCAUGAGCAAAAUGAUGUCACAUGUGGCUCUCUGAGGUCAGUGCUCCUCACCCCAUCCUGCCCUGUAAUUACUUGCCUGUUUAUCUGUCGUCUCCCCUCUCGAGGUGAGCUCCCCACGGGCAGAGCUGGCCCACGUUAUAUCUUCCCGCUAAGUCCAGCAGGGACCUGGCACAGAGGAGACUGGAGAGUUUUGGGAAUGGCUCCCUCUCCAAAUUCUUGGGCCCAGCUACUGACCAGCAGCUCCACACUGGCCUUGGUGCCCCAGACCUCCUGACUGCUCUGGGUCCUCCCCUGGGAGUGGGCUGGCUGUCAGCUAUAGGUGAGAGACUCUGCUGGCUGUGUGUCCCUCCCCCAGCCUGGCCCCAGGGACUUCUUGAUGCAACUCCCCAGCUGGCCAGUGGGAGAGCCACCCAGGACUCAUGGCAGGAGGCCUGUCUGUGAUGCUAUGCCACCUUAAGCAGGCCUGUGUUUAUCUCUGGGCCAAAGGUCCCCGCUGUAGGGCCUGGGGGCACUUGGCCUGACUGGUCAUGGAGGCUGCCAGGGGGCAGGGGCCAAUCUCCAGCAACUUGGGUCCAUGGGGAGCUGAGUGCUCUUGGCUAAUUGCACUCUGCCUCCUGCGCUGCUGUGGCAAUAGCCCCUGAGUCCUGGAAGGAGUGGGCCCCAGGGAGCUCAUUAUUGUGCCUUACCUCCUCUUCUGUCCCCACUGGAGGCCCUGUUUGUUGUCACCCCUCACCUUGUGGGCCUGUUGCCCUUCAGGGCCUCCCUGCCUCACCCUGUUUUCUCCAUGGAAGGGCGUUGGGGCUGUUGGGCACCUCUGCCCCAUGCCCUCACCCCCACUCGGGGGACACGUCAGACUCAAGGCCACCACACCUUAAACAUAUGCUCCUCCAGGAAGCCACCUUUACCCCCUUGUCCUUGAGGCCACCUGGGGUUUGUGCAUACAGGAUUUGAAGCCACCCAGACCUGGGUUUGGUUUUUGCUGAGUCCCUUGCUAGUUGUGUGUUGACUUUGGGCAGGUCCCAUUCUUUCUCUCCUCAGUGUAAACCUGACCUUCCCAGCUCCCAGCCUUGUGGGACGAUUAAGGAAGCCUGAGGAGGGCAAGCCCUUAGCCUUUAGUGGCCUGCUGCAAUCCGUAAUUCCCUCCCCUUCCCCUCCAUGGACUCCCACCUAGCUCUAUGUCCUGCCAGACACUUCUUGGCAGUGGGCCCCCUCUCCGCGGGGAUCCCUGGUGAGGGCAUUAUGGCCUCCUGACUUCACUGUGUGCUCCCUGAGGGCCAGGCUGUGCACGGCAGGAGACCAGGGUUUAUGCACCUGAAAUCAGGAUGUGACAGUUUGGUUGAGCAUUGCCUUCAGCUAGACCUGGUCUGGUCUCAGCUAGACCCAAGGUCCCUGUGACCUCACCUCCCUAGGGCCGGACACAGUUCUGGGCCUGGGGGCAGGUCUGAUGCCUGCUCUGAGCCAGGUGUGUCUGGUUCUGGGCUUGGGCCCAGGCCCUGUAAGUCAAGCCUCUGACCCAGGAAAGCAUGAGAGUGGCCAGAGUCCCAGUCGAGUGUCUGGGGAAGCAAGGGCUAGGGUGGGCAGUGCUGGGCAGGGCCUGGAGAGCAUUUGGAGGCAGGGCCAGGUUGUCUUUUAGUUCCAUUUAAGCAUGUUUCCCCCUCUGUCUCUGCCCUUGUUAUGUGGGGAAUUUGUGCUUUUCAGUUACUUGGCAAUUCACUCACCAGGUGUUAGUUGGGCACCACAGUAGAUAGUGAUGACAGAAGAUUUGUAAAAGUACAAAGUAUAAAGGAGCCUAAGGUUAUCAUUAUUCACAAACGGUCCACAUGAAGGGUUUUCUAUAUUUCCUUCUAGUCUUUUUUCUAUUUGAGGUUAAAGAGAGUUUUUUUGUUUGGUUGGUUUUCCUGUUUAUAUGCAAAAAUUAGCAAUCACAUAUGUAAGUUUGGAGUUUGCACUUCUCUGUAUUUCUACAGCCUGCCUUCCAGCCUGUGGUGGGUCUGUGGACAUCAUCAGGCCCAGCCCCCACCUGCAACCUCCUGCUCCUUCCUGUCUCCUUGGCCACAAUGCUUAGUGCACCUCUCCUCCAGAUGUUCGUCCCUCCCCUCCCGCACUGGCCUUCCUCUGGCUCCCAUCACCUCGCCCUCCACCUUCAGUCUCCUGCCUGUUGGUGCCUCUCUGCCCCGGUGAAACCAGGCUCUCCCCAGGGGCCUUGUGCCCUGGGUCCUCAUCCCUCAGGGUCCAGAAAUAGGGGUUCCUCUUCCCCUGUGCUGCUUCCAGAUGUGACUCCCUCAUGCACACGCCUGGCUCCUGCCCACCACUUGUCCCCCUCCACCACCACCCCCAGCCCACUGUAGUGUUGUCCCCUGCCAAUCAGUGGUCCUGGCUGAUCACCCAGGCACAGGAGGCCUGCCACCUCCACUUUCCCAGCCUUUUCUACCCCAAGUAUUGCUGUUCCCCAGGGAUUACUGUGUCUGUGUGCCAACACCCUGCUGUCUUCGCCCUCACCUUGUUACUAUGGUGUCUGUUCUUGGUUUCAUCUCCAGCAGCCUUCACUUUCAGCCACCUUGGUCACUUGCUGCCGUAGUUGUAGCCCUGGCCUGGGACUAGAACUGCUCUCCCUGGAGGUCUUUAGUCAAUGGCUCCAUCUCUCUGACCUUAUCUCCCAGGCCUCUUGCUCCCUCCCUAGUCCAGACACACCUGUCCCUAAACCUCAUUUUAGCCCCAGCCAGUGCCCAUGUCCUGUCUCCCUGCCUGUCCACCUUCCUUUUGUCAUACUUGGGCCCCACGGUCCAUCACUUCAGUCGUUCCCUUGUCAGCUGUCCACUCACUCAGCAAGCACCUCCAAGGCCUUCUGUGUGGUGUGGCCUGUGCUGGUUGCUGGCUUAUACACCACAGGCAAACGCUAAGCAAACCUACAAAUAAAAAGCAAAAUCCAGUGCUGGGAAGGAUGGAAACACCUCUUUCCUGUGGAGCAAAGAGAAGCCCCAUUGAUUUACUUAGCCUCCAUCUGGCAAUUGACUGUGCUAGACCCUUCAGAUUAUUUUCAGUUGUUACAACUUGGCCUGUGACUCUGUCCUCUUUUCUGUGUGUGGCAUGUUGUGGCACAGGCCCCUUUCCCCCACGCCCGUGCACAGCUACAUUCACACACUCCAGUUCUUCCAUUUGCCCAUAUAUAAUAGCUGAGCUCCUGACAGGCACUGGGGAUAGAGGCAUUUGCCAGAUUCUUCCUCGGCCUUAGGUCUCCUGGGGGGAACUGAAGUUCAGUGCAGGUGGAACAUCUGGUGGGAUUUUAGUAACAGUGAAAUCUGGUCCUGUUGUGGUUAGGGUGGAGGCAGGGCUAGUAGGCCAAAGCCUUUUAGGUCAGUGAUUCUCAAAGCACAUCCUGGGACCAGCAGCGUGAGUGUCACCUGGGAGGUUGUUAAAAAUGCAGGUGUUCAGGCUCAUCACCUGUUAAAUAAACAACUCUGGGAUGGGGGCCAGGUGAUUCUGAUGCUCAAGUAUAAGAAGCUGGGGUCUAGGUGAGAGAUGAUGGUGGCUGGGCUGAGGUCCCGACAGUGGGAAUGGAGGGGAAAGUUCCAGGCCACUUCAGAAGCAGAAUUGACAGGCCUUGGCACUUGAGUGUGGAAGAGUCAAGGGUGGCUCUAUGGUUGGCUUGGGUGACUUCAGACAUCAAAUCAGCAGGGCCCUCUUGGGCCUGAGCUCUCCCACCACUCCUGGCAGCCUUCGCCUCUCCUCUGUGCCUCCAGUGAGUGCACACUGCCCUCCGCCCUCCCCUACCCUGCCUGUGAAGUGCUCCUGUCUUCAUGAGCAGGCCAGCUCCCAGCUGUCCCUGGUAGUCAGGGUGGUUGCCACAGCAGUUGACAUCAGCAUUCUGGUCCCUGUGGAGCCUGCCACCCUCCUGUCUGCCCACAACACCUGCAUUAUUGCUCCUGCAAGGAGCAGAGAUGAGGCAGGUGGGACCGCCCACACCCCCUGUUUUAAGAACUGGGUGGGGCUGAGAAGGGCCAGUGGCAAAGAGGGGAGGAGAUAAGGGGAGGGCAGAAGGGGGAGUGAGGCCCCCCUCUGGUGGCCUCUUCUCUUGGCAGCCAAGGCCGCAGCCCACUUGGCUCCUUGACGUUGGUGGGAGCAGCAGCAGCAGCAGCAGCACUUGGGCCAUGGCAGAGGAUGGGCCGCAGCAGCCACAGCUGGACAUGCCGCUGGUCCUGGACGAGGACCUGACCAAGCAGAUGCGUCUGCGUGUGGAGAGCCUUAAGCAGCGUGGGGAGAAGCGCCAGGAUGGUGAGAAGCUGCUACGGCCAGCCGAGUUCGUGUACCGCCUGGAUUUCAUCCAGCAGCAGAAGCUGCAGUUCGACCGCUGGAACAUUGUGCUGGACAAGCCAGGCAAGGUCACCAUCACAGGCACCUCGCAGAACUGGACGCCUGACCUCACCAACCUCAUGACACGCCAGCUGCUGGACCCCGCAGCCAUCUUCUGGCGCAAGGAGGACUCGGAGGCUAUAGAUUGCAACGAGGCCGAUGCCCUAGAGUUUGGGGAGCGUCUGUCCGAUCUGGCCAAGAUCCGCAAGGUCAUGUACUUCCUCAUCACCCUUGGCGAGGGGAUGGAGCCUGCCAACCUCAAGGCCUCUGUGGUUUUUAACCAGCUCUGAUGGCAGCUAUUUGUCACUGCCCCUCUUCUUGCCCAUCUGCCCUCUCCCCUGCCUGUACCUCCUGUCCCCCAGGUGUGUUUUGAGGGACAUUCUUCUAGUUGUUCAGCCUAUACCUGGCUUGGCCCAAGGCCCCCUGAGUCCCAUGUUCUUCCUUCUUUCCUUUUCCCUGGUGCCAGCACGCCAGCUCACAGGAGGAAGAUUUCAAGGCUCUGUAGUCUAGAAGCUGGAUUGGUUGCCGCUGCUGCUGCUAUAAACUGUAGAGGCCUGGUCGGAGCUAGUGUGAGCAGGUGGGAAGGCUUCUCUCUGCCUCAUUGUGAGGAAGAGAGAGAGAGACCAAAAAAGAACGAGCGAUCCAAAGAACCAGCCAGCCAUCUUCCUCCAGAGAUGGGGAGAUGGAGACAACAGGAGCAGCCUCCCUGGGGAACCCAGAGAGCAGCCUUGCUGCCCAGCUGCCUAAGCGCCCUUCAGUGAAGCCUGUGUUGAGAUGUCAACACCCAGCCCGAGGACCGUGGAAAGCACUUCUCCUGGCACCAGCCUGGUGUGGUCCACGACGCCUCAGCCAUCCUCAGGACGUGGGGCAGGGUUGCUGCAUGGGUGGAUUAGGCAGUGGGGAGUGGCUGCAUUCUGGAGGCUCGCAGGCUGGGCUCUGGCUCUUUGGGGCAUGACUUCAGGGGUGAAGUGGAGGGGAACACAUGAAGAGUCCCAUGGAGAUCUAUCUAUGUAUGUAAAUGUACAUAUUGAGAGAGCAUGCUAUAUUCAUACAGAUAUAUUCUAGAAGUCUAUACCUGGCCUGUGAACAAAUCUGAUUUUAGUUAUCUGUUGUUUAAUUGCUGCUGGUUCUGGGGUGGCUCUUAGCAGGGGCUUGGUCCUGAUGACCUUGGGAGAACUUCCUGAACUAGGAUACUCUGAGGUUCAUAUAGCAAAACAGGGAGCAGUUUAGUGAAGGAGUUCCACUGCUGGGGAAAGCUGGAUAGAGGGAUUCUAGGGCCCAGGAGUUGGACACAGUGGUUUCUCUGGUGUCCCCUGCUGGGAAGUUAGGUUUUGAGCUCACAGGUCAUGGAAGGCGAGUGUUUCAUCCUGAAACAUCUGUUGGCAUUUCUUGGGCUUCUUUAAUGGAGCUGAGGAGUAUAGUCAGGGAGGACUGGUGGGCAGUUAUGAUGGCUGAUGGUCAGAAGGGGCUGGGGGUGGCAGUGGGGUGAUGGCAGAACACAGCCCUCUGAGGUCAUCAGGUGGAACCCACUCUCCAAACAGACAGGGAAAGACGGGCGCAGUCAUCAGCAAACUCAGUUCUGGCCCCAAGCCUCAUUCUCAUUCACACUACACAGGCCCAGUGAGCCCCCUUUGAGCUGGGGGACUGACCUGCCACCUGACAUCAGCAAGUGCCCCUAAUACCCUGUCUCAAGGCCAGCCCUGUUUUGUUCCUGGCCAACCAGGGACAAAAUGCUCAUGACAUUUGCUCUCAAAAGGCAGAGUCAGUGGGACACAGAUGCACCAAGGGCUGGAGCUGGGGCUGCUGGGGGGGCACGUCCCUACCUUGGAGGCACGUGCAGGAGAUUCUGUUGGUGGGAGGUUGGCUGUGGGGCGAGCUCUGGUCCUUUCUCAACUCACAGCUCUGGGGCCUGUUCUGGGAUGUUCUUGAAGUCCCAUGCUGCCUGCCUUGUUCUCUGCUAUGACUGCAGAAGCCAACCUGCCUUUUGCCUUUUUACUUGACCUCUCCCUGCAGCUCUGGGACCCUCUUAGUCCAGACUGUCUGUCUCUCACACUGCUUCACCCUAUCUGCCCCUAGUAGGUCUAUGGCCCCUGGGGGCUGCGUGCCUCUGCUGUGCCUGCUGUGGGUCCCCAAUAAAGCCCAUGUGCGCUCUCAGUGAUGUGCAGUCUCUUGCUGUGAGUCCCUCCCCCACCCUCUCCCCACCAGGAGGCCUGCCUGGUUUCUACCCUCAGGCCCUGAGCCCUUUCCCACACGCCCCACUCCUCAUCCCACGCCUGCAAGGAUGAGGCCCAGAAUAGUCAGUGGCUGGUCAAGGCCAGGAUUGGGUUUUACUGGGUCUCUCUAUGCCCAGCCAGGAACCACCUCCCCUAUUUCUCCAUAGCCUCUGAUCUGCCUCUGUAGAGGGUGUGGAGAGAACCAUGCUGAGCCACAGGGAGGCACCAGGUUUAGUCUAGCUUCUGUCACCAAGUUGUGUGUGUCCUCAGGCAGCCCCGGGCCCUCUUCCAGCCUCAGACUCUGAGAGGGAACAGCCUCUAGCCUUCUCUAGUGAAAUCCCUUCUAGCCUUCUCUUUGGGGUCAUUAAACCCAUGACCGAUGGGGCUAUGUUGGGCACUGACACAGGCCACCUCCCCUUGUUUCCCCUUGGUCUACGUAGCUCUACACAGAGGGCAAGGAGGAGGUGAGUUUUGGGUGUGAGUGGACCAGGCUCCGGGCCAAUAGGUCUGUGACCCCAUGACACUGGUCCCCAGGAAGGGCCUGCUACAUGCCCCUACCCCACCUGAAGGCCCAGGUUAGGCAGCUCCUCCCUGGAGACAGGUUGAUCCCUGCCUCAGAGGCUACAUUUGUGAUUUUCCUUGGGAAUGAACUGCUUCAAACACCCCCAUCCAGCCAAGACUCAGAGUCCUGCAGAGCAGUUGCAGCCACCACAUUUUCCUUCCCUCUGUGCAGCCCCCCACAGCAUCCACAGAACCUUCCCAGCCUACACCUGGUUCUCAGGAGUCUCUACUCCCCAACAUUUCUCUUCUGAGCUUGUUCUCCAGACACUCCUGGAGGUGUGUGGGGUGGGAUGGGAGGGUCAAGGCAAAGGACCCAGCCCUCUUCUCUCAUAUAGCAGUGGGGGCCUGGCCCUCUCCCCAGAGUGCAGGGAAGGGGACGUGAACCACAAGGUGAAGAGACCUGGCAGUAUAAUGCAGGGGUAUGGGGCCCAGCCCCUCCACCCCACCCAGCUAUGUGACCCUGGGGGACCUUGGAGUCUAUUUCCUCAUCUGUGAGUUGAGGCGAAUGGUAGUGCCUCCCUCCUAGGCCUAUUGUGAAGAUCAAAUGAGUCCAUGCUAGUAAAGGGCUCAGCUUCUCAAAGCUGGCACACGGGCACCCUCUCUGGGUUUGUUCA
Molecule: messenger RNA, 8963 nt
Organism: Nycticebus coucang (slow loris)
Lineage: Eukaryota; Metazoa; Chordata; Mammalia; Primates; Lorisidae
Gene: OMP
Product: olfactory marker protein
Exons: 1
Coding region: 5374-5865 (163 amino acids)
Biological process (GO): signal transduction; sensory perception of smell
Cellular component (GO): axon; cytosol; nucleus
Source: RefSeq, a predicted model, not a curated record